This is a messenger RNA of Vespula vulgaris, 6581 nucleotides long. RefSeq names its product small conductance calcium-activated potassium channel protein (gene SK). Gene Ontology annotation, cellular component: plasma membrane; neuron projection; neuronal cell body. The transcript has 13 exons. Gene Ontology annotation, biological process: potassium ion transmembrane transport. NCBI's taxonomy places the organism in Eukaryota, Metazoa, Arthropoda, Insecta, Hymenoptera, Vespidae. The coding region runs from base 1616 to 4726 and encodes 1036 amino acids. Gene Ontology annotation, molecular function: calmodulin binding; small conductance calcium-activated potassium channel activity. The record is from RefSeq and is a predicted model, not a curated record.
GAGAGAGAGAAAGGGGGAGAGAGAGAGAGAGAGAGAGAGAUGGGAGCACGUUUCUACCCUCCGUCGCUUUAGUCUGUCGUGGUGUGUCUCGUCGGCCGGCUCGUGCGAUACCACGCGCGAACGCUCUCUUUUUCUCUCCCCCUCUCUCGCUCUCUCUCUCUCUCUCUUUCUCUCUCUUUCUCUCUCCCUCUCGCUCGCACGCUCGCUUCCCAUUUCGUUUUUCGUCGUCGAACCAACGAGAAUUUUUUUCCCCGGUCCGAUCGCGAGAGGAAUACAUCGAUAAUAUAUUCGAUUAAGGCUGUCAUAUUAUUAAGUACGCUUCGAUCUGCUUUAUUCUCUUUUGCUUUUUUUAUAUAUAAAUAUAUACGAAUAAAUAAAUAAAUAAAUAAAUAAAUAAAUAAAAUAUAUAUAUAUAUAUAUGGUAUAUUAUAUACAUACAGAGUUAAAAAGAGGAGGGAGGAAUUGAUAAAAAAGAGAAACAGAAAAAAGGGAGAAGUAAAAGAAAAAGAAGAAGAAAAAGGAAAAGAAGAAGAAGAAAGAGAAGAGGAAGAAGAAGAAGAAGAAGAAGGGAGGAGAGGAAGUGGAGAGUGCGUAGGUAGUUUAGGUGUAGUCCGUAGUAAUUAGUAGUAGUAGUUUGUAGUAAUCGGGGAGUACGCGGGCGGGAGGGUGGUUGGGCGCGCGCGCGCGCGCGCAACCCCCGAAAGAAAGGAAAAGUUCGCGCGCCAACGCAUACGUCGUCGUCAACGUUUUCCUCGUGUUCGUCUUCGUUACGGACCUGUCGUCGUCAUCGUCGCCGUCGUCUUCGUCGUCGUCGUCGUCGUCGUCGUCGUUGUCGUCGUCGUUGUUGUUGUUGUUAUCGUUUUAUUGCUACUGUUUGAAAAAGAAGAAAGAAAAAAGAAGAAAGAAAGAAUACAAAGAAAUAAUAUAAGUUACAAGAAGUAGAAGAAUACGCGAACGGCGGUGGUGGUUGAAAGCGAUCAAACGAGGGUGGUUAAACGCGCGCGUACUAUCAUCUUGUGCACGAGGAAGUGGUGGAGGGGAUAGUGGAUGUGUUGGUGAAGGAGAAGGAGAAAAGAGAAAGAAGAAGAAGAAGAAGAAGAAGAAGAAGAAGAAAAAGAAGAAGAAACGGAAGAGAAGUCAGGGAAGAAAAUUUCGUCGGACGAUAAAAGAUCUUACGAAGAAACGAAGAAGGAAAGUGGGAAAGGAGGAAAUAGUUUAAGAGCUAGAAGGAAGAAGUGAAGGUAUUGGGGAAAAGGUGGUCAAAAAAGGACGUGGAAAGGAAGGAGUAAAAGAAGGAGAAAGAAGAAGAAGCAAAGGAGGAGGACGAGGAGGAGGAAAAAGAGAAACGGAGAAGGGGAAUGCUUGGCAAGAAAAAUAGUCUAGCCGAUGGACGAGUUCCGCAGUAGUCGUCGUCGUCGUCGUGGCUGCACGCUACCGUCUCGUUACGGAGGGACGUUGAGAAAAUGGAGAGAGAGGCGUGAGCGGUGUUAACGUUAAGAGGGAGAGAGAGAGGGAGAGAGAGGGAGAGAGAGAAAGAGAAAGAGAGAGAGAGAAAGAGAGAGAGAAAGAGAGAAAGAGAGAAAGAGAAAAAGAGAAACAGAGAGAGACAAAAAAGAUGAACGUAAACGGUAACGUCGGUUCUCAGGAGGGUGGCAAUGGUAACGAUUAUGGUGUUAGUAACGAAGAAACAGCUGCCCUUCUAAGUAGGGCACCACCCCCGCCGGUGGUGGUUGCCGCGGCGUCUCAGGGCAAGCCGGUGCUAACGCGACAGAAUAGAGCAACUUUUUUGGUUGCUUCGCCGCAACUGUCAGUGUCUGGACUCGGCGGCUCCGAGGAGAGCGGCACCACCGAAGAUCCGGCAACAAGAUCUGUACCCGACAUCGAAUUACAUUGUCGUUUGGAUGGUGAAUUUCAACAACAAUCUCAGCAACAGCUCCAACAACAACAACAACAACAGCAGCAGCAACAGCAGCAACAGCAACAGCAACAGCAGUUGCAACAAUCGAUCGUACCACCUACGAUCUAUCGAUCCAGACAAGUGUCUCAUCAAUAUAAUCGCUGUCGAUGCGAUCGAAGGGACUCUCUCGCACCCUCCUCUGCUCUACAUUUGGCACGCAGUGUUUCGAGAGAGAGCGUAAAGAGCGGACAUCAUUGCUGUCCUUGUCAAGCUCCACCACCACCGGUUCUUGUAACAACGUCGCCAAGUGCACGGAUAAUUCGACAAAGUUCUCAACCAGAGGCGUCGGCCUGCUGUUGUUCCGGAUGUUGUUGCAACUUACAUGCUGGAAUCGCACCGAGUGCUGCCUCUCUGCGGCAGUUACGCGAGCCCGGCGACGGAAUCGCUGGGAUAGCUGCGGAUUCAUUGAGAAUCAACGGUGGGAUACGACAAUUCCGACAGUUUCCCUGGUGGUGCAAAUCGUCAUCGUCAUCAAUGGCGACGACGCCUCCCCCGCCAUCGGCUAUGAUGCCCGCUUCCGCUUCCGGUUCCGGCUCCGGUACUCAGGGCGUCGUACUCUGUCCACGUACGCUGUCUCAGGUUCGACGAUCACGACUACGCAGAGCCCUCACCGAGGCUACCGCAGAGACCGUCGGCUACGUCAAGACGUUGCGGAAGCCAGUGUCGACACUUUCGAUUCCGGGUGCGAUGAAGAACAGCGGUGGAAGUGGUGGUGGUGGUGGUGGUGGUGGUGUUGGAGGUGUCGGAAGUGGAGUAGGUAGCAGUGGUGGUGGAGGAGGAGGGGGUAUAGGAGGUGCAGGUUGCGGAAGUGCCGGAGCUGCAAAUGCGGGCGAAGAUGCUGGAAUCGCACUCGUUGGUGUUCACAGCGAAUAUCCACGUUACGUCGACGAAAGGAUGUUAGGAGGGGGUGGCCCUAUGAAGGGACCCUCAGGUAGUAUCGGACCUGGCUCCAAACAUAAACCUAACGUUGGUUAUCGUCUCGGAAGACGGAAGGCACUCUUCGAAAAACGCAAACGCAUAAGCGAUUAUGCACUCGUUAUGGGAAUGUUCGGCAUCAUUGUCAUGGUCAUCGAAAACGAACUCUCCAGCGCCGGCGUUUACGGAAAGGCCUCGUUUUACUCGACAGCACUGAAAACCUUGAUCUCCGUGUCUACUGUGAUACUGCUUGGCCUCAUAUUUGCUUACCAUGCCUUAGAAGUUCAGUUGUUCAUGAUCGAUAACUGCGCGGACGAUUGGAGGAUCGCUAUGACCUGGCAGCGGAUCUCCCAGAUUUCGGUUGAGUUGCUGAUCUGUGCGAUCCAUCCGAUACCCGGGGAGUAUUAUUUCCUAUGGACGACCAAGUUGGCGAACAAGGGCGGCGACAUUGGCUCCAAGUGGGUGCCGUACGACGUCACCCUCUCGCUACCGAUGUUCCUUAGACUCUACCUCAUCUGCCGGGUGAUGUUGCUGCAUUCGAAGCUCUUCACCGAUGCAUCCUCGCGCAGCAUAGGAGCCUUGAAUCGCAUUAACUUCAACACACGUUUCGUCUUGAAAACCUUGAUGACCAUUUGUCCGGGUACCGUGUUAUUGGUCUUCAUGGUCUCCUUAUGGAUCAUUGCCUCGUGGACGUUGCGACAGUGCGAAAGAUUCCACGACGAGGAACAUGCGAAUCUUCUCAACGCCAUGUGGUUGAUUGCCAUCACGUUUCUCAGCGUAGGUUUCGGUGACAUCGUACCGAACACGUAUUGCGGUCGAGGGAUAGCAGUUUCCACCGGAAUGAUGGGUGCAGGUUGUACGGCUUUGCUCGUCGCUGUUGUUUCCAGGAAACUGGAACUUACAAGGGCGGAGAAGCACGUUCACAACUUCAUGAUGGACACGCAGCUAACGAAAAGGUUGAAGAACGCCGCAGCAAACGUGUUACGAGAAACGUGGUUGAUCUACAAGCACACACGCCUAGUGAAACGCGUCAAUCCUGGCCGUGUUCGAACGCAUCAACGAAAGUUUCUACUGGCAAUAUACGCACUGAGAAAAGUGAAAAUGGAUCAACGAAAGUUAAUGGACAACGCCAACACGAUAACGGACAUGGCCAAGACGCAGAACACGGUCUACGAGAUAGUCUCGGAUAUGAGCACGCGACAGGACGGGCUAGAGGAGCGACUUGUGAGCCUGGAGGAUCGGCUGGUCGGGCUGGAGGAGAAACUGAGCACGUUGCAGAGCCAAUUGGAGAUGCUGCCGGAGGAGCUGACGCGGUGCCUAGCGCAACAUGCCGAGCGUAUGGAGCAGAGACGCAACUUCCUGCACCCGGACACGGCGGUGGCGAUGGCGUCUUCCGGCGGUGCCGGUGGUGGCGUCUCCGCCGGUAACAGCCUCGGCUUGGGUAUGUCCCAUGGCGUUUUGGCUGGCGGCAACGCCUCCGGUCAUCAUCCCUUGGCGAAUUUAGCGAACUCGCCGUCCCUCCUGCCACAUUCGAGGAGCGUACCCAGCGGACCGAGUGCACCAAGUACCAUGUCUCUUCAUCCUUGGCCGGUGAGUCCGGUUCUACCACCUGUGUCUAGUCGUACGCCUCAUCUCGUCCCGGAGACUGGUCGACAUCACGGCCACUCUACCGUCGUCGCUACGAUCCCGAGCAGCACGCUGACGGCGGCACCAACAGCGACGGCGGCGGUGACGACGACGACGACGACGACGAUGAUGACCACAACCUCGCAAUCGACCACCAGGCUGACCUCUCAAGCCGGCAUGGGUGGACUCGGCAACAGCCAAGGCUCGGACACAUCCGCGCACAGCUGAGUUUCGUCUCUGCAGCCGCAGCAUUCUUACUAAACGGAGAUCCUUCGAGAAUACCUCCCUCUCUCGUUUUCUCUCGCUCUCUCUUUCUAUUUCCCUCGUCCUAUCUUUGACUCUCUUAAGUCCUCAUUUCCUUGUACCAAGCGACGAUCUCAUCGUCUUAUUCUUUGAGAGAAAAAAAUCUCGACGAAACCAUCCUCCUUCACGACGGGUCCAAUCCUUUUACCGAUUGACGUUGCCUAUUCGCCUAAAUAAUGCAAAGGACGGAAGUGUUUCUAUCGAUUAAUCGAUUCCGAUCGAUCGAUCGACCUUGCGAGAGACGAGGGGACAUGGUUAUCGUCUAAGCGCGAACCGAUAAAGAGAUGGGAGGAAACUCGAAGCCGGUUUCUUCCAAUCCGUUGCUGCUGCUGCUGCUGCUGUUGCUGCUGUGUGCUGUGCUACUCUGCCCAACUUGCGUGCCUGAAAACUUUUUUUUCUUAUCGAUAUAAAUAUAUAUUCGACACAACACGGAAAUGCUCCAUCUUCUUAUAUAUAUCUCUCUAAUACCUCGAGUCGAGUACGCGCGGACGGGCACGAUACUGCGUGUGUUAUUAACUCGAAUGAAUGAUUGUGCAAGUGUUGCGUUGAGGAAUACGUUUCCUUUCGAGUUCGACUCGCGCUGGCUCGAGAAACUUACAAAUUUGUACGCAUUCGUAUUACCUUUCUAUCCUCUAAAGUAUUUGAAAUAUAAUAUUUUUCUUGAAAAUUUUAUAGUCCUUUAAACGACGAUAAUUAAGCCUACGUUCAAUGAAAUAUAAUAUAUACCGGCUGAUGCGCAAAUUAUUAAAUAAAAAGGAAAAAAAGAAAAAACAAGAAAAAAAUGGAAAAAAAAUAGAGACAGUUUAACGCAUAAUAAGAAUAUAAAAGUAACCGAUUCUUUUUUUUCCAACUUAUUACUAUAAAAAAAAAAUAGAUCGAUAUAUAACUAUUCAUAUAUUUACUGACAUAAUUAAACAACGUUUUAGGAGUCGCGUAGUAACUGCAUAGUAAGAGAGAAGACGGUGAAUAUAUAUGCAUUUAGCGCAUUAACUGGCCAAUACGAAUGUGUGAAAUUGACGUGAUCGAUAUUGGAAUCGUUCGUGAAAAGGUUGGAAAAAGAGGGCAUUUUGGCAGGCCUCCGUUCGUUCCUUCGAAGUUUAAAAAAAAAAAAAGAGAGAGGAAAGAGAGGAUUUUCAUAUUCGAUUCGAAAGGAGAACGUGUCACCUUUCGUGCGAACGAUUCGACGAGCCAUUUCGAGUUACUCGAAGGGAUUCCUGAGAUCGGAGACGAAUCAAAAUACUGUAAGAGAAAAUAUUUCUACUUCUAGUUCGAUACUCGAUAAAUUUAUUUCGUUUGAAGAAAAAAUUUAAAUUCAUUUUUAUGCGUUUGAGAUUGGUUACGAUAUAUAUAUAUAUAUAUUUAUCGAUGAACUAUUUUUCUUUUUCUUUCUCUUUUAUCUCUCUCUUUCUCUCUUUCUCUAAGUGUAUUUCGUUUAAAUGAAAAGUAUAGUAAACAAAUUUCAUUGAUCGAUGACAGUAUUUUUACACGGCUCCGAAGUGCUCUGGAAAACAAAGAGAAUAAACGCAAAGUGAUCUUAUUCGCUUUUACGUCCGUAGGAUUACGAAGCAUAUUAAUAUUGUUAGCGUAUACAUACAUUAUAUGUACAUGGCGCACGGGUAAAAAAAGAUAGAAAAAUGGUUUUAAAAAAGAAGGGAAGAAAAAAAAGAGAAAAGAUAAGAAAAGAGAAGAAAAGACAGAGUAACGUAACAAGAAAAAAAAAAGAAAUGGCCACGUUUCUAGUCGAGGAGAAAAGAAGAAAUUUUUUACAAGAGGGGGGGGG